AUGAAGGAAAAACGGAAAAUCAAAGAGCUUCAACUAUUGUCAGCAAUAGGAUUUGCAGGGAAAGUGGUGGGCGGGCUCCAUCAGCACAGGGACAGAGGUCUCAUAUACCCCGUGGGCGUGGGUGUGGGCGUGUGGGACCGAACGGCCGGGAGACACGCCCUCUUGCACUCCCAUAACCGCCCGAUCACCGCCCUGGCUAUCUCCAGGCGGGGCAACCUUAUCGUGUCGGCACAGGACAGCGAUCCCGGGUGUCAGGCGAAAGUCGUAAUAUGGGACUACAGAGAGCGUGUGGAGCUUGGGUCCUACAGCGUGCACCGGGAGGAGGUGGCCGCCGUGGCAGUGUCAGCCGGAGAGGAAAUCGUCGUCAGCCUCGGGGGGCCCCUGGACGGCUACCUGGUCGUCUGGCAUGUGGAGACCAAGAAGCCUCUCUGCAGUGUCGUCGCUGGUGACCCUGGCUUAGGUCUCACGACGCUCCUGUGCACCGCCCCCGUCACGCCCACCCUGAUGCUGGUGGGCGGCCAGAAGCUGCUGAGGGCGUGGACCUUGAAUAGCAGUAACAACAGACUAAUGCCCACGCCCAUUGCUGUCGGCCUACUUGAGAGAAAUUACACCUGUUUGCAGGUUGACGCAGCUGAGGAGCACCUUUACGCCUCCACCACCACGGGCGAUGUGGUCAAGAUCCGCCUCAACAUGGUGAACGGGAAGUCGGUUUCAGGAGGGGCGGUUCUAGUAGCAGUCAUGGCGCCCAAACCAACGCCCAUUCCUGGUGGCCCUAGGCUAUCUCGUGCGGCCACGCCAGGCAUCCAGAUCAUGGUGGUGUUACCCGGAGGUGACAUCAUCGUCGGGGAAAUGGGGGGCACGCUACGGGCGUAUCGGCAGCUGGAGAAGAAGUCUGAGGAUGGGCGGCCGAUCUGUGCCCCUCCGCCGCGCGCCCAUGGAACGGUCAAGUACACCCACCCGAAGGACCCGACGCAGCCACUCCUGUCGCAGAUAUGGUCAGUCGCCGUCGGAUCGACCAUCACGUCCCUGAGCCUGGUGGGUGACCUGCUGGUGGCGGGGACAGUGCAGUCGGAGAUGCACGAGAUGGUCCUGCCCGCCGCCGACGACUCCGGCGGCGGCGGGGCGAGAGGCUCGGCCAGGACUCCGAGGAUGAAGCCCGCCAGGAGACCUUCGGCAGAAACAAAGGCGAAUCGACACGCUGCGAGCAACGGAAGAGAGAAGAGAGGAGACAAGAAUAACACGAGGAGAGUCACCACAUUCGGACACAAUGGAGAAAGGGAUGUGGGGAUGAUUCCUCGUGUGGGAUCCACGCCUCCCGAGGUUCAUUUGCUGUCCACUUGUCAUCCGGACCCUCUACACGACGUGACUUUCCCGAGGGGUGUGGGCGACCUGGUGGUGAGCGCCGGCGUGGGUGGAAUUCGGGUCUGGAAUGUUCGGUCGCUGGACGAGAUGCUGCGAGUGUCUCUCCCUGGCUUAGUAUGCUGCUGUUGCUGCGUUACACAUACACUGCACACCAUUGUCACAGGGUGGAGUGAUGGGCGUCUGCGCGGACUCGGGGCUGAGAGUGGGCGUGUGGUGUGGACCGUGGACGACGCCCACCACGGCGGGGUCAAUACAAUCACGACGCUAAGCUCCGGCAAGGUCGUCUCGGGUGGGCGUGAUGGGCGGUCUGAGCACAAACCUGGACGCGAGAACGAAGUUGUAAUGGAAUGUUGUAAUUUGACGUAA
Molecule: messenger RNA, 1728 nt
Organism: Penaeus chinensis
Lineage: Eukaryota; Metazoa; Arthropoda; Malacostraca; Decapoda; Penaeidae
Product: cilia- and flagella-associated protein 52-like
Exons: 12
Coding region: 1-1728 (575 amino acids)
Biological process (GO): cilium assembly
Molecular function (GO): protein binding
Source: RefSeq, a predicted model, not a curated record